AAACAUUCAAAAUCCAUCGAAUAUCUAUUGGGUCUUCGAAGGGAACCUGGUGAAUCAAGAGGACAGAUUCUCGCGGAUCAGAAUGGCAUUCUGAAAAACGAAAUAACGUUUCAUGCAGCAACCAAAGACAACAGAUUCAAUCACAUCCCGAAAAAGCGUCAUGAACUGCAAACAACAGCAAAGGAAAAGCAUUGGGAAUCGGCAAGACCAAUAAAAGAAAAAACUCUUGAAGAGAUAGUACCGAAACGGAGAGGAGUACUGAAGAAUAGUCGCAUAAAGAAUCAUGGAAACAGUUAUGACGAAAAUAAAGUCAAACGUUAUGUAAUGCAACGUCCAGUGGCUCCGACUGUAACAAUUGAGGAUAAUCAAAUUGUACUGAAGGUUUGA
This is a messenger RNA of Anisakis simplex (herring worm), 387 nucleotides long. The record is from the annotation of a GenBank genome assembly. Lineage: Eukaryota; Metazoa; Nematoda; Chromadorea; Rhabditida; Anisakidae.